Molecule: messenger RNA, 1635 nt
Organism: Lagopus muta (rock ptarmigan)
Lineage: Eukaryota; Metazoa; Chordata; Aves; Galliformes; Phasianidae
Gene: PRRT1B
Product: proline rich transmembrane protein 1B
Exons: 3
Coding region: 437-910 (157 amino acids)
Cellular component (GO): membrane
Source: RefSeq, a predicted model, not a curated record
UGCAUCUCUGAGUAGGUGUGUGCAAAGGUGUGGCUAUAGCCAAAAGGCUGUGCAAUGUACAGCCGUAAGGACACCACACAGAUGGAUGCAUGACUGCGUGUGUUCAUGAUGUGCACACACAGUGGGCUAACUACGUAGGCUCACACACAGGUGUAUGAGCACUUUAAGUUACAUUCUAAUAGGUGCAGGGAUCCUCUAUUCACCUAUAUACUUAUACUUAAGGACUGAAGGAUGUGCAUAUUCAUAGCUAAAUGGAUGUGGCACAUAUUUAAUCUAAGUAUGUAGCUAAACCAUGUGCUAUGAAUGCAGUUUCUGUCCCAACAGCCGUGUUUACUGUGACAAAUCGCAGCCCUGCUCACCCCAUCCCUGCCUGCCACCGCCGGAUGCCGUCGGUCAAUGAUUAACGCUGGGUCGGGGCCGCCCAAGGCCUGGAGGGAUGGAAGAGGCCGGCAGGAUGGAGGCUGAGCGACAGGUGGUGGCUGUCAGCAAUGUGGCCUUUGAGGAGGACCCGCCGCCCUACUCACCGCCCGACCCCAAGAGCGCGGAGCUGCUGUUUCCGGGGGUUUUCUACCCCCAGCCCCAUCCCCACCCGCCGCCCUUCAUACAGCAGCCGCUGCCCUGCACCGCCUCCGUGGGGCCUCCUGGCACGGGGCCUCCAACCGCCGCCCAGCAGCCGCCCAAGGACUACCUGGUGGAGUCGGUGCUGGUGACGUUGUUCUGCUGCCUGCUGACCGGACUCGCCGCCCUCCUGUAUUCACACGAGACCCGUGCUGCGCUCGGCCGCGGGGACUUGGCCCAGGCCCAGGCGGCGUCCAAGAAGGCGCAGUCGCUGGUGCUGUUCAGCCUCAUCCUGGGGCUGUUCGUCUCCUUCAGUUGGGUCGUCUAUGUCCUGGUGGCUCUGUACUGGUGAUGGGGCCGCGGGGACACAGAGCGCAGAGCUGAGUGCCGUCAGUGAGGAGCAGCGAUGGCGGCACCGAGUCCAGCAGCCGUGUGCAGCGUCGGCCCCUGCACCAGGGUGCUCAGUGACUGUUGGGACCGACACGGGGAGCUGCACAAUGCUGAGGGCAGCAGCACAGCUCCGGGACACAGGGGGAUGCGUGGCACUGUGCAGGGCUGGGGCUUGGAAUGGAGCAAACGGCCCCACAGCUCCUCAUAGGCUGCUCUGGGUGUGCAAGCACACAGGAAGUCCCCCUGGCAAUUAGGAUUGUGCAAAGAUUCCCCACAUAUUUGAGCUUCUACAGCAAUGCUGCAUGCACAGCUGUGCUGCAUCGCCUCCUCCUCACUGCUUCCAGUUCUAAAUAAAAUACAGCCAAAGCCUUUGUGUUCUGUGCGCACCACAGCCCCUUCCCACCCAUGGCUUUCAUCCACCGCAAACGUUAGGGCAAAUUCUCCUCCAGUCGGUCAACCUGGGACUUCCUCCAAGGCCCCCACACUCACAGCCGGCGUCGCGUGCUGCUCAGCGUCUGAGCAUCCUCCUCUGCCCAUUAUUUCCAGAGGAAUUUUGAACCUCAUCCAGGACUGAAAUAGCACCAGCAGCCGCUCGGGGGUUAUUUAUGGCCAAGCCGCGGGCUGGGCUGCAGCAAAGGGUUCAGAGCCCUCCGUUCCCAUCAGUGCCCAGAGGAGGACAGGAAGAGA